AUGACGACCAUCGCUCCCCUUGGGCUGCGCUUGAACACCGUCUCCUCGUUCCGGGCCCAGCCUUACCGCCAGCAGGAAUACAUCUCCUGCGUUAACAACUGCGACUCGGAAUCCUGUUCAAAGGAGGAGCAACGCGAACCACUGGACCUGUCGCUGCGACUUACCAAGUGGACAUGCAUCGACAACUGCAGAUACCUCUGCAUGCACUCCAUCACUGAUAAUGCCAUCGAACAGAACCUGCUCGUCCACCAGUACCACGGCAAGUGGCCCUUCCACCGCUUCCUCGGCAUGCAGGAACCCGCCUCGGUCCUCUUCUCCCUCCUCAACGGGUACAUGCACGUCCUCGCCUGGCCCCGCCUUAAACGCGCCAUCCCAGAAAACUACUACAUGCGACCCUUCUACCUCGGAUACGCCAUCAUCGGCACCAACACCUGGCUCUGGUCUGCCGUCUACCACUCGCGCGACUGGCCCAGUACAGAGAAGCUCGACUACUUUUCCGCAGGAACCGCCGUCAUGUACGGACUCUUUUACACCGUCAUCCGCGUUACUCGCAUGGUCAACACCCGGUCUCAAUUCGCCUGGGGUUUGAUCUGUCUGGUCCCGCUUUUGCUCCACAUUGGAUACUUGACCUUUGUCCACUUUGACUAUGGAUACAACAUGGCUGCGACGGCGACAAUUGGUGGCAUUCACAACCUGUGGUGGAUCUGUUGGAGCAUCUUUAACUGGCGGGAGAGACCCUAUGCCUGGGAACCCACUGUCUCCGGUCUUUUGCUUACCUCAGCCAUGUGUCUCGAGAUUCUGGACUUUGCGCCUCUUUGGGGUAUUCUGGAUGCUCAUUCCCUGUGGCACGCUGCUACGAUCCCCCUGAUUCCUCUGUGGUACCGCUUCCUCCUCAAGGACACCGAAUGGGAAGUCCGCAACAUGAAAGGCGUCCUCCGCACCUCCCACCGCGAUUAG
Messenger RNA from Linnemannia hyalina, 957 nucleotides. The record is from the annotation of a GenBank genome assembly. Lineage: Eukaryota; Fungi; Mortierellomycota; Mortierellomycetes; Mortierellales; Mortierellaceae.